Messenger RNA from Trichomonas vaginalis G3, 684 nucleotides. Its product is annotated as transcription initiation factor TFIID subunit 8 family. NCBI's taxonomy places the organism in Eukaryota, Parabasalia, Trichomonadida, Trichomonadidae. Gene Ontology annotation, molecular function: protein heterodimerization activity. Gene Ontology annotation, cellular component: transcription factor TFIID complex. Bases 1 to 684 code for a protein of 227 amino acids. The record is from RefSeq and is a predicted model, not a curated record. The transcript has a single exon.
AUGUCUGAAGCUUCUAUAUUAAUAUUAAAUGAUGUAAUAGUUGAUUUUAUUAGAGAAAUUUGCAAAUUUUCAUCAAAAAUGUCAAUAUUAUCAGGGAGAACUGAAGUUAAUGCAUAUGAUUUGUUUUUUGCAUUAGAGCGCGUUGCAAAUGAAAAUACUAAUUCGUUAAAUACUUUUAUAAUUCAACACGAAAAUUCAAUAUCAUCAACAUUAUAUGCUCCAAACUUUCCACAACCAAAAUUAUCAGAAUAUUACAAACAACAAAUUGAAGAUAAUCCAGGUGAAAUACAUUUUGCUCGUAGAUUUCCAAUAAUUCAAUCUCAAUCUCCUGAAUUUCCAUUCAUACCAAGCUUUUAUCCAAAAAUACCUUCACUUAAAACAACACCAGAUGCAGAAUCUGUAUUACAGACAGAAAAAACAAAAGAUUACGAAAAAGAUAAAAGGAAAUCACGAGAGCAAAAAAUAUUACAGUCAGAGCUAGAUGGUAUGGAUAAAGACAGCCAAUUAAUUGCUCCACAAUUUGUCAAUUUCAAUUUUGCAAAAUUACUUGGCUCAGACACUUCAACUAACCCAGAGCAAAACAGAAUAUCAUCUGAUAUAUUGAAUGGCAUUAAGCCAAUUAUUGAACCAGAAAAAGAAUUUUUAUUCGAACCUUACAAGCCAAAAGAAGAUUUAGACAGUUAA